Molecule: messenger RNA, 1557 nt
Organism: Thlaspi arvense
Lineage: Eukaryota; Viridiplantae; Streptophyta; Magnoliopsida; Brassicales; Brassicaceae
Source: the annotation of a GenBank genome assembly
AUUUUCCCUUCCGCCGCUGUUGGUGUGGCCUCCCGCCGCCGACGAGAAUCUUCUCCUUUCUUCCCCCUCUUCUUUUCUCCCAUGGCUUCAUAUCUGUUCGCUCUUCCACCACUGCUGUUCAAACCUCAUCCAGAUCCGCCGCCAGGUAAGCCCUCAACAGAUCUGCGCGAGGGGUUAGUUUUCGUCGAACCUCCCAACCCACCAGAUCCUCCAGAUCUGGCCGCCACCUUCACAUAUUCAUUGUUCUCUGCCGCAGUUGUCUUCAAUCCCCCGACUGUCCCCCUCUUUCAUUUGGAUCUAGGUUUUCAGCGGCUCGUCCUAGAGCUUGCUUUCCUUGUAUCCUCUAGGGAUUCGCUAUUGACGCUUGGAUGUCCUCCUUCUGCAGUAUGCAGUCCUCCUGUUCUCUUACCAUCCCUCCACCUCGAAAGCAUUGAUGCUGCCUCUCCACCUCCUCGCCUCGAAGCCUUUCUGUCUCUCCCGCUCCCCCAGGGAGCAUUGUGUCGAAAAACAAAAGUCAUGAGGCUGUUAGUCUCUUGUUCAGUAUUUAAUGGUGCUCACGGCUUCACUUUCUCGACUAUGGAGUCUGUGUUUCUUCCUCUUGGUGGUUUCCUUUCUCUUGGUGGUUUCGUUCAAGACAACACAGUCUGCUCUUGUCUAGAUGUUGCUUCGGUUGAGCUUGUUAGCUCCCGCUUAUCCUUGGUUGAGCUUGAAAGUCCAACACACACAAAAAGAAAAAACCCAAUCAAGUCAAAGCUGGGGAAAGGAUACACGUAUCGUCAAAUCCAAACAGAUCUCAUCGCCUUCGAGACUUGUUCGUCGCUGAUUUCUUCGAUUCCGUCGUCACUUCUCUGCGAAUUAUUAUUCGAAACGAUGGAUUACGACAUCAGGAACAAGUCUGGCCCUCCCUACGGUCGCCCUAUGUACGGACCUCCCUCGACGUCUCCUUCUCCAGCAUCUAGCCACCCUAUGUACGCCCCUUCGCCUUCGGGAUACCCGAAGAUCGGCCAACAAAGCGGCCACGGCCAACCGUUUUUCCCUCCGCCGGAGAGAAACUCCUCCUUUCAACAUUCCUCUUCUCCGUUCCCUCCUUCUUCUUCUUCAUCUGGAUUGGGAAUUAAGGUGACUCUGAAGCCAGAGUAUAGGAUUACUCCUCCGCCUCAUUUGUUGCCUCGAGCCGGAGAUAUUCCCCGGAGCGGGUUUCAGUUCGAUUUCGGUUUGGAAAAGAAAGUCCUUGCGGAGGCGGAGAAAGAUAAUCCAGAUUGGAGCAAAUUUGGGACCGAGAAUCCUCCACCUGCUAAUUUUCCAGAUCCACCAACACCUUCAGCGGGUGUAGAUCCUGUAGUGAUGAAAUAUGCUGCGUCUGGGCUCAAUCGUGAAGCUGUUAGCAUUGCAGUUGCAAACUAUGGUGAUAACCCCACAAAGGUUCAGGAGUUUGCAAAUGGGUUUACAGCGAUACGUGAGAUGGGAUUUCCAACAAACGCAGUUGCAGACGCUCUCUUCAUGUUUGAGAACGAUACUGAAAAAGCAUUGGCACAUUUGCUCCAUGGUUCUACUUGA